This is a messenger RNA of Podarcis raffonei (Aeolian wall lizard), 2625 nucleotides long. RefSeq names its product SCAN domain-containing protein 1-like. The transcript is spliced from 3 exons. NCBI's taxonomy places the organism in Eukaryota, Metazoa, Chordata, Lepidosauria, Squamata, Lacertidae. Bases 213 to 1064 code for a protein of 283 amino acids. The record is from RefSeq and is a predicted model, not a curated record.
GCAGCUGCCCAGAUCAAAACAAAAGGGAUGCGGGGGGAGGGGGCAGUUGGCACCGGCUUCUUCCUUUCAUUCCCUUUGAACCUUUCCUCUUCUGGUUGCUAAAGGAACAGGGAGUUUUCUUGAAGCAAAGAAAAAGCAGCACCUAUCGAGUACUCUGUUCACCAAACAUCCUAGCAUAGCUGCAGGGUUGGCAAACAGCCUUGUUGUGGAAAAUGGCCACCAAGGUGAAUGAGCAGAGCCUGGAUGCAUCCUGCAGUGACCCUGCAAAGGAGAGGGAUCCAGGUAGCACCAACAUGGCUGAGCAUCAGGACUUGGAUAGAGGCGAGGCCAAAGCAGCUGGUGAGUGUUCAGGAGGAGGAGCUGAACAUUCGGAGAUGACGCAGCAGCCUACGGAUCAGUGUCAAGCCCCAAGACUGCAGGUAAAACAAGAAGAGAAACCAAAAACUGAAAAAUCCUUGGUGCCCCCUGCUGCAGAGGCUUCUGUGUCCGUUCCAGUGCUGCCCUUGGGAGAAGGGAAAGGGGCAAAGCGGAUGAUGGAGGAUGAUGAUAGUGAUGCUGACAUCUUUAAAGAAAUGCCGGAUGUCUGCCAGGAGGCCAGAGAGCCAGGAAGGGCCAUGCUCCUGCCAGAUCUCUUUGGGGAGGCUCAGCAGGCUCAUAGCAGUCUGGCUGCUGGCCGGGCUGGAGGAUGUGCCAAGGUGGAGCAAGCCAUCCCAUGCCUGCCGAAUGUGGGCUCCGAGAACCAACGCAAACGCUUCCGGGGUUUUGCCUACAAAGAGACUGAAGGGCCCCAAGUGGCCUAUGAGCGACUCCAGGAACUGCUGUUCCAGUGGUUGAAACCAGAGGCCCGCAGCAAGGAGGAGAUUGUGGAGCAGUUGGUGCUCGAGCAGUUCCUGAACCUCCUCCCAGAGGAUGUCCAGCGCUGGGUUCGGGAACGUCACCCUGAAAAUGGGGAUGAGGCUGUAGCCCUGGCAGAAGACUACCAGUUUCUGCACCCUGAGCCUGGGAGACGGCCCUACCCAGAAAGGGCAAGGCAACGGUCUUCAGCAAGGAGUUGGCUCCGCUGAAGUCACUGAAUCAGACAAGCAGGACUGGUUACUGACUGAGAGAAUCAAAGACCUAGUUAUCUACCAAGCCAAGCGGGGGAAACCUAAAUGGGCCAGAGGAACUCAGAAAUCACUGUGCAGUUGCCGAGCAUGAAAAGACCUUUACACAGCCUUUCCCUGCACGGAGACCAUUAACUGGAGCAGAACCCUUCACAUCAUCUUACCUUUUUUUUGUGUAUACAUAAGGGGGAGAAGAAGGGGAAUUUCAAAAUCUUGCUUGGUCCUUUUUGCAGCUUAAAGAAUGCCCUCUGUCCACUAAUGCCAUGGGAAUAAAUUGGAGAAAGGACAAAGCAUGAAGGGAACUUGAGAGCUUUUCAAAAGGGGGGGGGCGUGACUUUGGAAUGUAUGUACAUAUGAGCAUUCUGAUAGGAUGCAGAAGGGAAGGAUCUUGUGAUGAAAAUGAUACCUGCCAGUCCGCCUCAGGUUGGUCUGAGGCAUCUGAGUCACCUUUUCCUCACCUCUUCCCCCACUCCUCAAACAGUCUCCCAUGCCCUCCUCCCAUCAGUUUAUGAUUGGCAAGAUAAUGUUUUCCCCUGUUUGCCCUCCUUGCUUUGUGUUCAGAGCGGUGCCUCUUAAUUUGGAAAGAUGGCCUGCCCUGCUCAUCCUGUCAGAAUUUGUGUGGGAAAUCUUGAAAAGUCACUUUGUACCACUCCCAAGACAUUUUGUGUGGCAGGGCAGACUUUGAACACCUUUGGCGAAUUCAGAGCUUCUGCCACAGGCCUAGCUCCUCACUAUCCAACAGCCCUAUAAACUGAGGCGAACUCUGUAUGUUGCAGGUACAAGGCAGUUGCUGCUUUCAAACACUUCCACAUCAUACAAGCCCUGCUGUUGCCAAUGUAGUUUGCCUUGAUCAUGUGGUGAGUCCCCGUGUCAUUGCUCUACCUCCCUCAGAGCUGUUGGCAUGGAGAUUUGCCAUGCAGUCUGGCAGACCUACAUGGGAUUCUCAUGUUGUGGUAUCCCUGAAGAGUAUAGCCACUCAAAAGCAUUUUGAACAAGCCACCAUGCAGCAACCUUAAAUUAAGCUUGCUUAAGGGAGAGUUUGUGUUACUGGUCAAAAAGGCAGACAUGGGCUCCAAGGUCCACCAUGACUGGCCUCAUAACCCACAGAAUUCUCCCUCCUUGCUUGUAACUAUUUUUCAGUAGUUUGUCAAUGCAUUUGAAGCCUACAGUACUUAUCUGUGAGCCAAAGUAGUCACGAUUUGAUGAACCAGCUGUUUGCUGGAUAUCAAGCAUUCUUCAGUGCUUCAAGCUGGGCUUUGUUUCUGCAACAUAUUUGAGGAAUGGAGUGGGAAGGGAAGGGUCUUUUCUGCGGCUCCCCCCAGGUUUGUAUUAGUGUGUUGAAAUGGGAGCAAAGUGUUUUCUUGCUUGUAGAAACUAGGUUUUUGAUACUCGUCCUGAUGUGAUGUAGCUUCCGCUUUCGCCUUGUAUCAGGUGAACUUUAGCCCUGCUUUCAUUUGUGUAAAUUUCUUGUGUGUGUGUUAUGUCCGUGGAUGAGCACAUGUAAUAAAGGAUCUUUCCCCCA